GAAGGCUCCUGCGUACGGAGGUGGGCGGUCCGUUCUUUCACUCUUAACACAGAGCCAUGUGGUUCAGACGGGGUUAUGAAGCGUCCCCGACUGAACUUGACGGAGCAAAGACACAAAUAGGGGCUGCGCGCGAUUCCAGGGGAAACAGACUCGGGACGAUUGAACGGCGACAGGACGCGGCCGGUAACAGUCUGUUGCACUUUAAAGGGGGAUAAACGAAACCGAAUAACGUUUUAUUUAUUUUAGUGUGUGUGUGUGUGUUUUGUGUACAUGUGCAAAACCAUCAAGUCUUGAACCGACCUGACGCACGAAGGCUUUCUUCGACAGAAAAAGCGGAGGACUUUUGCGAUUUGUAAUGGUGGAGCCAUUGAUACGUCUAUAAUCUUGAUAUUUGCCCAAUAAAUACACGUUCAGAAACAGGACUUGAACAACCAAACAAGCUUUUCACAUCACAAGUCAGUCAUAAAUAACUCCAAGUAUGUUCGAAGAGUCAUCUCAGGAGUUGAGAGAGCAGACUGCUGGAGUCACCACGGGGUUGCUGGGGUUAAAUGUGGCAGCUCCCAGUGGCACCAUGUCCUUCACAGACGAGGCUGUGUCCAUUCUUACCUCAAGUAGUUUGCUGGCACGGUCACUCCUUGGCCGAACAAUAUCAGUAAAGUGCAAAGAAACUGCUCCAGGAAAUUCCACCAUAAGACGGAAGCGGGAGUUCAUUCCUCACGAAAAGAAGGACGAGGGCUACUGGGACAAGCGCAAGAAAAACAACGAAGCUGCAAAGCGCUCGCGCGAGAAACGGCGAGUUAAUGAUAUGGUGCUGGAAAACCGAGUGCUUGCAUUGCUUGAGGAGAAUGCCAGACUGAGAGCGGAACUGCUCGCCCUUAAGUUCCGCUUCGGCCUGAUUAAAGAUCCUUCCAACGCUCCCAUUCUUCCACUCACGACAGGAACCUGCAUCCCACAGCCUUCGACAACACAUUACUACCUUCCACGUGGGGAUGGAACCCACCAUGCUGGUCCAACGAUCUCCCACCAGUCGCCUGCCCAGUGUGGAGCCCAAGCUGGGCGAGUUCUUAGAGACGCAAGCAGUAUGUCUGAAGAUUCAGGGUUCUCCACUCCUGGUGGGUCCAGCGUUGGAAGUCCUGUCUUCUUUGAGGACAGACUGAGUGACCAUGGCAAACUGUCACCACACCGAGCAGAUGAGCUUGGCUAUGAGUACCAUCACUCCCCAAAUACAGAUGGCGCCUUAGUAGUGGGACAUGUAACCGUGUCAUCCAGUCGGAUGGAGUCAGUGGAUGGUAUGAGGAGUCUCCCGCACAAACUUCGAUUCAAAUCUCCAGGCAGUGGCGAAGGUGACAAUCCUGGAGACCGACAAAGUCCUAUCCUGCCUGUAGGGAGCACUAGAGUACACGGCCUGUCUGGUGCAAGUGAAGUGUCAGGUUUCUGGCCACAACAGGAUGGAGAGGAAACCAGAAAAGUGAUGCCACAGCAGCACUGCAAUACCGCCAGCGGUUACAGCCACAACAUGAGUCCCAAUGAAUCGCAAUACCAUGUUGAGAACAAUAUGCUCAAAUCUCAGCUCAGCUCUCUCAGUGAGGAGGUGGCCCAGCUCAAAAAGCUCUUCUCCGAGCAGCUGCUCACCAAAACGAAUUGAAGGCAUUUGAAAACAGCCACAAUUAUAUCACAUUCCUUCUUCAGUUUAAUCCUGAUGGAAAGACAGAUGGAAAAAUCAACAUGUACAUUACUACCUCAUCACUGUGGUCAUAACCAAAUUGGGCCUAGACUAAGGUCUCACAAAACUCAAUAGAAAACCCAUAUUCAGGAAGAUGCAAGAAGUUUUCAAGAGCAUCCCAACUGUAUCAGAACACAUAUCACUGCAUUGUUGUAAAUGGCAACACCUCACCUCUAUUCCUCCUUUGCAUCAAACACUGUGAUCUUGCUCAGAAAUGCCUCAAGCUCCUGGAAAACCAUGUGUCUCUCAGAAAGCGUACAUCCUCCUUCAUAGCAUCAUUCCUCUAGUCUAUUAUGUGCCAACACUACUGUUACAUUUUUUUUAAAGACUUAUCAGAUAGCAAGAUGUGAUAUGUGGGCUGAUAGUCUUUACAAGUAAUGUUUCUUCUGCAGCUUAACAGAUUUGUAGAUUUGUUUGAUGCUCUUGGAUAAUUUUUUGCAACAUAUGCCGCAGAUUAACACAGAACAAGCAACACCAGGGACUGGCAGAUUCCUCGCAUCUGUUAACAUCAUAUGGUUUAUUCAAAGUGGCAGUUCUCCUUGUUAGAAAUAAUCUUGUAUAUUGUCACCACCAUGAACCAGUAGCAACUCACAUAAUGACAGUGAACGACUGCAUACUUUAUUUCCAUUCAGAUCACUGCCAUUGUCCAGACAAGAAUAAUAGCUAAAAGACAUACACUGUUAUUUGUGUUUUGAUGGUGAAAUCUCUGUUGUCUUGUGAGUUCUCAUGUAUUUGUACAGUAAAUAUGCAUACCGUUCGUGUGAAUAAAUCUUUGAACAGCAUUUGUUUGCCUCAGUUAU
Messenger RNA from Xyrauchen texanus (razorback sucker), 2523 nucleotides. RefSeq names its product nuclear factor interleukin-3-regulated protein-like. Gene Ontology annotation, molecular function: DNA binding; DNA-binding transcription factor activity. Lineage: Eukaryota; Metazoa; Chordata; Actinopteri; Cypriniformes; Catostomidae. Gene Ontology annotation, cellular component: nucleus. The record is from RefSeq and is a predicted model, not a curated record. The transcript has 2 exons. Gene Ontology annotation, biological process: regulation of DNA-templated transcription; circadian rhythm. Bases 479 to 1645 code for a protein of 388 amino acids.